AAUGGCCCGCUUCGGAGACGACGUUCCGGUCUUGCUGAGCACCGGCGACGGCGGCUCGGAGCGCAACAGGAGCCGCGAUGGAGCGGCCGCGUCCACGGGCGGCGUGUCCCCCGCAGCAUUCAAGCAGACCAAAGCGCAGCGUGCCCGCACCAUGGCCUUGUACAACCCCAUCCCCGUCCGGGAGAACUGCUUCACCGUCAACAGGUCUCUGUUCAUUCUUGGGGAGGACAACGUGGUCCGCAAGUACGCCAAGAAAAUCAUUGAGUGGCCUCCGUUUGAGUACAUGAUCCUCACCACCAUCAUCGCCAACUGUAUCGUUCUGGCUCUGGAGCAGCACCUGCCCGGAGAGGACAAGACGCCGAUGUCAAAGAGACUGGAGAAGACCGAGCCCUACUUCAUCGGGAUGUUCUGUUUGGAGGCGGGGAUAAAGAUCAUUGCCCUUGGCUUCGUAUUUCAUAAAGGCUCCUACCUCAGGAAUGGGUGGAACGUCAUGGAUUUCAUUGUGGUGCUCAGUGGGAUUCUGGCUGCAGCGGGCGCUCAUUUGAACAUCUCGGUGGACCUGAGAACUCUGAGGGCAGUACGAGUGCUGCGACCACUAAAACUGGUUUCGGGCAUCCCGAGUCUGCAGAUAGUUCUGAAGUCUAUCAUGAAGGCCAUGGUUCCACUGCUCCAAAUUGGCCUGCUGCUCUUUUUUGCGAUCCUCAUGUUCGCCAUCAUCGGCUUGGAGUUUUACAGCGGCAAACUGCACCACAACUGCACGCCACAGGCAGGAAUACUCGAAAACGAGACGGUGGACUCCUCUGAGUUUGAGUUCCCGUGUGGCGUGCGUCAGUGUCCAGCCAAGCACACCUGCAGCGCCACGUGGAUCGGCCCCAAUGAUGGCAUCACGCAGUUUGACAACAUCCUGUUUGCUGUUCUCACCGUCUUCCAGUGCAUCACCCUGGAGGGAUGGACCACUGUGCUCUACAAUGUUGACGAUGCCUUGGGUCCCAGUUGGAACUGGCUCUACUUCGUCCCGCUCAUCAUCAUCGGCUCCUUCUUUGUCCUGAACCUGGUGCUUGGAGUCCUCUCUGGCGAGUUUGCCAAAGAAAGGGAGAGGGUGGAGAACCGCAGGGCCUUCAUGAAAUUGAGACGCCAGCAGCAGAUCGAGCGAGAGCUCAACGGUUACCGGGCCUGGAUCGACAGAGCAGAGGAGGUAAUACUUGCUGAGGAAAAUAAGAAUCCCGGACCCUCUGCCCUUGAUGCUCUCAGGAGGCUCCCUGAGUGGAGCACAGGCGGCGCCUAUGUGCUGAAGAGAGCUACCACAAUAAAAAAGAGAGGUAUGGACUCGCCGCAUCGGAGUCCAGGGGAGGAACAAUAUGGCGACAUUUCCUCUGUUGGCAUCCCCAUGGCCAAAGAGAGAUUACGGAGCCGUAGGCGAGGUCCGGCCGCGUAUUUUCGGCGCAAGGAACGCCUUUUGCGAAUCUAUAUUCGACGUGUGGUGAAGACGCACACCUUCUACUGGACGGUGCUGGGCCUGGUCGCUCUCAACACGUUGUGUGUGGCCAUUGUUCACCACAAUCAGCCCCUCUGGCUGUCCAACUUCCUGUACUAUGCAGAGUUCUUGUUCCUCGCUCUGUUCCUGACUGAGAUGUUCCUGAAGAUGUACAGCUUGGGCCCCCGCCUCUACUUCCACUCCUCUUUCAACUGCUUUGACUGCAGCGUGAUUGUUGGCAGCAUCUUUGAGGUGCUUUGGGGUGUUUUCAGGCCGGGCACUUCCUUUGGCAUCAGCGUCCUGCGGGCUCUUCGUCUGCUAAGGAUCUUCAAAAUCACGAAGUACUGGGCGUCUCUGAGGAACCUGGUCGUGUCACUGAUGAAUUCCAUGAAGUCUAUAAUCUCCCUCAUCUUCCUCCUCUUCCUCUUCAUUGUUGUCUUUGCUCUUCUGGGCAUGCAACUCUUCGGUGGCUGGUUCAUCUUUGAGGACUACACCCCCGCAAACUUUGAUACCUUUCCUGCAGCCAUCAUGACUGUCUUUCAGAUCCUGACUGGCGAGGACUGGAAUGAGGUGAUGUACAAUGGUAUUCGCUCUCAGGGGAGAGUCAAGUCUGGCAUGUGGUCUUCAAUAUAUUUCAUUGUCCUCACCUUGUUUGGGAACUACACUCUGCUGAAUGUCUUCUUGGCCAUUGCUGUUGAUAACCUUGCUAAUGCACAGGAGCUCACUAAGGACGAGGAGGAAGCCGAGGCUGCUUUCAACCAAAAGCAUGCUCUCCAGAAGGCGAAGGAGGUCGGCCCACUCUCCUCCUUCAUGUCUUCAGAGGGAAGUCGUAGGAGGUGGCCCUACCUAUACAGAAAAAGGGCCAUCCACCGCAGCCGACCCACCUAUUCCUGCUCCCUGGAGGAGGCGCAGGGCAGCAUCAGGAAGGGCCGCCCUCUCCCGCCUCUCAACCCGUCUAAUUCUUUCAUGUCCAGGCGAGAGAGGAGAAAGAGGAUGACCAUGUCCGUGUGGGAGCAGAGGACCAGCCAGCUGCGGAGACACCGCCAGAUGUCCAGCCGGGAGAUUUUGUUCAGCGGCCCCAGCCAGGAGAAGGACGGACCGGCCGCCUCGGCCCAGUCCCAGCAUGGGCGCCCUCAGUCUCUGCACCGUAGGGUUAUGCAGAGCACUCCACCUGGGGAUUUGAGGUGCAUGGCGGACCCCCUCGUAGAUCCCCUGGCACCACCAACCAAUAAUCAGACCUCCACUGAGAUGUCUUUUGAAGCCGUUCUCUCCGGUGUUAUUCCCGAACCCCCCAUGUCAGCGCUGCCUUCAGAGAUAUCGGACCCCUUGAGUAUUACCCCUGAGGAACCCCAUGAAUUCAUACCAGACCCCAGCCUGGCCAUUGACGCGAGCCACAACAAGCUCAGCGAGCGGAGGAGCCCCAGGUUGAACGGCGAUCGUCAGCACAGAGCCGUAAAGACGUUCAGACCGCCGGACAACGGUGACGCCAGAGUGAUCAGGGGCAGGAAGGCGCUGCGUUGUCAUCAGAACGGGGCCAGGAGUCAGGGAUCGUCUCCUCGGAAAGGAAGCCACUCGGCGAGUCGCUCGGUCAGCAGGGAGAGGAGCAAGAUUCCAGCGAAAGUAGAGGAGAGGGAGCUGGAGAGUGACAAGAGAGAGGAGUUUGAUCAUGAGGAGAAGGGGCAGGGUGACCAAAGUGAGUUAGAGGACACUAAGCAACCAGACAACCAUGCCAGUGUCCAAAAGCAGGCAGAGCUCCCUCAGGAAGAAGAAACAUGUCCACUUGCUGUAGCAGAGAGCAACCAAGACUUGGAUAAAUCUCAACUCAGCUCCAGCGUGAUCGUCCAAAUGCCAAACAUGGAGGCAUCAAUGGAGCUGUCUACCAUCACUGUUAACAGCAAGGACCCUGAAGCCUCCAAGUCUGAGAAGGAGGAGGCUGAAGACAUUAAACCAGUCAACACUGUGCGGCCUGACAGCAUGUUCAUCUUCAAACCAGACAACCUGGUGCGUCGAGCGUGUCACUACGUGGUGAACCUCAGGUACUUUGAAAUGUCCAUCCUGCUGGUCAUUGUCGCUAGUAGCAUCGCACUCGCCGCAGAGGACCCGGUAGCCACCACCUCGGACAGGAACAAGGUUCUGCGCUAUUUUGACUAUGUCUUCACUGGCGUCUUCACCUUUGAAAUGAUUAUUAAGAUGAUCGACCAGGGUCUGAUCCUUCACGACGGCUCGUACUUCCGAGACCUGUGGAACAUCCUGGACUUCAUAGUGGUGGUGGGAGCUCUGGUGGCCUUCGCUCUCACCAAUGUGAUGGGAAAUAACAAAGGAAGAGACAUUAAAACCAUCAAAUCACUGAGAGUGUUACGAGUGCUCAGACCCUUGAAGACCAUCAAGAGACUUCCCAAACUCAAGGCCGUGUUUGACUGCGUGGUGACGUCCCUGAAAAAUGUCUUCAACAUCCUGAUUGUGUACAAGCUGUUCAUGUUCAUCUUUGCCGUCAUUGCCGUGCAGCUCUUCAAGGGGAAGUUCUUCUACUGCAAUGACAUCUCCAAGGACACAGAGAAGGACUGCCAAGGUUACUAUAUAGACUACAGGAAGGACAAGAAAGAGGUGAAGAAACGAGACUGGAAGAGACACGAGUUCCACUACGACAACAUCAUCUGGGCUCUGCUGACUCUCUUCACCGUGUCCACCGGGGAGGGCUGGCCUCAGGUCCUGCAGCACUCUGUGGACGUGACAGAGGAGGACAGGGGGCCUAGCCAUGGCAACAGGAUGGAGAUGUCCAUCUUCUAUGUCAUCUACUUUGUGGUCUUUCCUUUCUUCUUUGUCAACAUCUUCGUGGCCCUCAUCAUCAUCACAUUUCAGGAGCAGGGAGAUAAGAUGAUGGAGGAGUGCAGCCUGGAGAAGAAUGAGAGGGCAUGCAUCGACUUUGCCAUCAGUGCCAAGCCGCUGACCCGUUACAUGCCCCAGAACCGGCACACGUUCCAGUAUCGUCUGUGGCAUUUUGUGGUAUCGCCCUCUUUCGAGUACACCGUCCUGGCCAUGAUUGCGCUCAACACCAUCGUACUGAUGAUGAAGUAUUAUUCAGCCCCGCCCGCCUAUGAAGCUGUCCUCAAGCAUCUGAACACAGCCUUCACCGUUCUCUUUUCCAUUGAGUGUGUCCUCAAGAUACUGGCGUUUGGCUUGCUGAAUUACUUUCGAGACACUUGGAAUAUUUUUGACUUCAUCACCGUACUUGGCAGCAUCACCGAGAUAGUGGUGGACUUGCAGUUCGUGGAUACGUUCAACAUGAGUUUCUUGAAGCUGUUCAGAGCAGCGCGUCUGAUCAAGCUGUUGAGACAAGGCUACACCAUCCGGAUCCUUUUGUGGACAUUUGUUCAGUCCUUCAAAGCUUUGCCUUACGUCUGCCUGCUCAUCGCCAUGCUCUUCUUCAUCUACGCCAUCAUUGGCAUGCAGGUGUUUGGCAACAUUAAGCUGAACGAGGAGACGCACAUUAACCAGCACAACAACUUCAAGACCUUCUCUGGCGCUCUGAUGCUGCUCUUCAGGAGUGCCACAGGAGAGUCGUGGCAGGAAAUCAUGUUGUCCUGUCUGGGGGGGCAGCAGUGUGAGGCGGACCCCUCCAAUUCCUCACCCGUGCUAAACACUGAGCAGGAGGCAAUCUGCGGCUCGGACUUUGCUUACUUCUACUUUGUGUCCUUUAUCUUCUUUAGUUCCUUCCUGAUGCUAAACCUGUUUGUGGCUGUCAUCAUGGAUAACUUUGAGUAUCUGACUCGAGACUCGUCCAUCCUGGGCCCCCACCACUUGGACGAGUUUGUUCGAAUCUGGGGGGAGUAUGAUCGGGCGGCCUGUGGUCGCAUCCAUUACACUGACAUGUAUGAGAUGUUGACCAACAUGUCGCCACCCCUUGGCCUUGGCAAGAAAUGCCCCUCCAAGGUGGCUUAUAAGAGACUCGUCCUGAUGAACAUGCCCGUGGACGAGGACAUGUCCGUCCACUUCACCUCCACCCUCAUGGCCCUCAUCCGCACUGCCCUGGAAGUCAAGAUAGCUGGAGGAGGAGAGGAUCGAAAUCAGAUGGAUUUGGACCUUCAGAAGGAAAUCAGUGUCAUCUGGCCUCACCUCUCUCAGAAGAUGUUGGACCUUCUGGUUCCUAUUAACAAAGCUAGUGACAUGACCAUCGGAAAGAUCUAUGCCGCCAUGAUGAUCAUGGACUACUACAAGCAGAGCAAAGCCAAGAAGCUCCGACAGCAACUGGAGGAACAAAAACACGCGCCCAUGUUCCAGCGUAUGGAUGCUUCCUCCUUGCCUCAGGAAAUCCUAUGCAAUGCCAAAUCGCUGGCCUUCCUCAGGCACAGUGCAGGAUCAGCUCUCACCAAAGGGGGCUUUGUGGCCCUCAGCCCCAUCUCCCCCCAAGAUAUGUUCCUGCAGCCGCGGCCUCACUCCGGGGAGGAAGAGGAGAACGAUGAUUACUACCCACCCUACCACCCUUAUCACUUCCCUCACCACCACCACUACCAUUUAGACACACUGGUGCCCGAAGUCGUAGAGUAUAACCAAGUGACACAACAGUCAAGGCCAGAGCCAGCAGUUCUCAAGUCACCUCAGCGCACAUUAUCCAUCAGAGCGUCCUCGAUGCCCAGACUGGCUGUGGAGCCGCAGCCUGGAAUGUCAGCGGACAGAAAGCCGAUGAAGCGCUCCUUUUCCACCAUCGGCGACCAGUGUGUGAAUCGCCUGUGGCAAGAACAACAUUCUCUGGAGAGAAUCAGCCCCGACAGCGCCUACAGACUUCGACAGCAGAACUAUAGAGGCCCUCGAAUCAAUCAAAGUAGUCAUGAAAGGGGGCGGUCUAAAGAACGACGCCACCUGCUGUCUCCAGACAUGUCCCGCUGUAAUUCUGAAGAGCGUAGCCGAGAGCCGUCAUGCGAGACGAGACGCUCCCUCUCGCCUAAGGAAGGACGUCCUCACUCCUUACAGAGACAGGUCAACACAUCAGGCAGUCCUACCCAUUCGGCCUCAGAGUCCAGCAUCCCUCGUAAUCGGCGCCAGCUCCCACAGACACCAUCUCGCCCUCGUCCUCACAUAUCGUACUCCCCCCUGGUGUGUCGAGACCACGCCCCCACCGCAGGAGCGACGGCCUCUUCGCCGGGACACCCCCUGCAUUCAGACAGCCCGGCGCCCUCCGAGCAGGCCCAGUCCUCCUCGUGUCAGGCGUCCGGCCCGAGCCAUCCGUCUCCCCACCGUUACAUCUCAGAGCCCUACCUUCCGUUUCACGAGGACCUCAGGGGAGGCCAAACGGGCGAGAGGCAAGAACAUCUCACUUUUGAGACCGCCGUGGCGACCAGUUUGGGACACGCCAACGCCAUUAGCUCGGCCCCUCAGCUCAGACACUCCUGGCAAGUCCCGAAAGGACAUUUCCGAAAGAACUUGGCGCAGGCUAGCCCAGCCGGCACCAUCGAGCCGCUGAGCGACGAAGACGACCGCUGCUAAAAGAAAACAGGAAGUCCACGUAAAGGAUGAGCGGACCUCGUAGUGGCGCCACGACUCGCUUUUAUCUGCUUUAUGACAACUUCUCUUGUCACUGCAAGUAGCAAUACAGGCGGAACUAAAUACCACUGCCAAUUAUCAGCACUGUUUGCUGUCCGUCUCUACUUGCUGUGUAUUCUUACUGUGCGUAGAGCAGGGGUGUCAAACUUGUUUGCUUCACGGGCAACUUCUUAGUUAUGGUUGCCCUCAG
Phycodurus eques (leafy seadragon) is the source of this 7202-nucleotide messenger RNA. RefSeq names its product voltage-dependent R-type calcium channel subunit alpha-1E (gene cacna1ea). The record is from RefSeq and is a predicted model, not a curated record. Gene Ontology annotation, molecular function: high voltage-gated calcium channel activity. The transcript is spliced from 47 exons. Gene Ontology annotation, cellular component: membrane; neuronal cell body; voltage-gated calcium channel complex. NCBI's taxonomy places the organism in Eukaryota, Metazoa, Chordata, Actinopteri, Syngnathiformes, Syngnathidae. Gene Ontology annotation, biological process: calcium ion import across plasma membrane; chemical synaptic transmission. Bases 2 to 6955 code for a protein of 2317 amino acids.